AUGGAAGUCACUGGGCUUCAGGCAAUCCGUGUGGAAUAUCUCCCACCAAAUGCAACUGCAGUUUUACAGCCAAUGGAUCAGGGGAUAAUCAAUAGUUUCAAGCGAAAAUAUAAGACAGUGCUCUUGCAAAGAGUAAUCCUUGGCUUGGAAAGGGAACAACCUUAUCAGAUUGAUAUUCUUGGUGCAAUGCAUUUAUCAAUCAGUGCAUGGAAUGAUGUUUUAGAUGAAACAAUUUCUAAAGCCUUUCGACAUGCAGGUUUUAUUAAAGAAACAGACGUAACUGAAGAAAUCCAUGACAAUAGAUCUCACGACGAAGAUGAGGUUUCUCAUGCAUGA
This is a messenger RNA of Stegodyphus dumicola, 336 nucleotides long. Its product is annotated as tigger transposable element-derived protein 6-like. The record is from RefSeq and is a predicted model, not a curated record. NCBI's taxonomy places the organism in Eukaryota, Metazoa, Arthropoda, Arachnida, Araneae, Eresidae.